UAUUUUGACCAGUCUUGUGAAAUCAGUUCCUCGUUCCUCCCAAAAAGAGGAGACAAGUCCUUGGACCUAAUUUAUUCCUCUUCUUCUUCGUCUUCCCAACUUGUCUCAAUCUCUGAGCAAGCUUCGGACUGCUCGGAUCGGGACACGCUGCACGCAUCGCAAAAAUUUGCACAUAUUUUUGCACACCUCCGAUGGAACUCAGAAGAUAUCAUGCCGUGGUGAUCGUGGUGGUCGUGGCGACAACGCUGUGGAGUCCCGCGUUUGGAGCGACGAGUAGUGUUGCGUCGUGGUCGUGGAGGGAGUCGUCGUCGUCGUCCUCCUCGGGGGGAAAGGCUGUCCCCGCGAAACCCGAGUACCGACCAGUUGGUAUCAACCUGACGACGGCGAACAGCCAGCAAUUCUCGUAUGACAAUGAGAAACAGCAAUUCCAACCGACGGCCACUUUCGCCCAGCCGAUCACCACUACAACUUCUACGCUCAACUGUGGGACCUGUAGUCCAGGAUGGCGACGGGAAGUCAGCGUCAUGGCGGGAUAUUGCGGUCAGUGCGUGAAAUGCGGACCGGGCGAGUGUGCCAGUCAAGUCGGAGUGGUCGGAGCCUUGAUGACCGCGGAAACAUACGGUGGCUCUUAUCGGUGCCCAUACCCGACCCAAUGUCCCGUACAAUGUCCCAACCCACAAAUCUGCGUCCCACCCCAACCACCACCAACGCAACCCGGAGUCAUCACAGUUCCCGGAAACUGUCCCCCCUGCCAAUGCCCCCGUCCCGCCCCGAUCCAAUGUCCACCACCUCCCCCAAUCCGGUGCCCUCCUCCUCCCCCCGUUCAAUGUCCUCCUCCACCCGCACUGCGAUGCCCACCACCUCCCCCGAUCCAAUGCCCUGCACCACCACCCAUCCAAUGCCCCGCGCCUCCUCCCAUCGACUGCGCACAACAUCCCAUCAUCCAAUGUCCACCUCCGCCUCCAGUCCAAUGUCCCCCACCACCACCGAUACACUGCCCGGCACCACCUCCAUUCACCUGUCCGGCACCUCCCCCUCUCCAGUGCCCACCUCCACCACCGGUUCACUGUCCUGCUCCUCCUCCUCUUCACUGCCCCCCACCGCCUCCCCUGCAAUGCCCGCCACCUCCUCCGAUCCAUUGUCCGCCUCCUGUCCCGAUCAAAUUCCCGUCCCUGCCACCACUCCAGUGUCCCCCACCACCACCGCUGCAAUGUCCACCACCUCCCCCACUGCAAUGUCCUCCCCCACCCGCCAUCCAGUGCCCGGCACCACCUCCGAUUUACUGCCCGGCUCCACCCCCGCUCCAAUGCCCGGCUCCGCCUCCACUUCAAUGUCCUGCGCCACAACCGUGCGACCAAAUUCAAAUUCCUCCAACGUAUCCGACAUACGUUACACCGCCACGUCCCACGGUGGUAUGUCCGAUUGGGGUUUGUCCCACACCGCAGCAACCGUGUCCUUAUCCGGGACCGUUGUGUCCACCAACUAACGGUGUAGUGUGCGGUGGAGUUUGGCCGUGUCCCCCAGGUUACAGCAAUGGUGGUACGGUCGGUGGUUAUCAGACUGGUACGGUUGGAGGUUAUCAGAGUGGUACUGUGGGUUAUCAGAGGGACCAAGCCGACAAUACUAAUGGAACGAGUACGACGACGAAUAGCACUAGUGGUGAUGGAUCUAAACCAACCGCCGCGAUUGAGCCGGAAGGACGCGUCAUAGAAAUCCAGGAAGGUCACGGGGUCACUUUCACGUGUAAAAUUGGGGGCGAACCACCCCUCGAGUUCCACUGGGAAAAGAGGUCGAGUAACGGGACGGGUCGUCGACUAGAGACGGAUGCGAAGGGACGCUUAGUCAUUAAACCGGUCGGCAAAGGGGACGAGGCCGAGUAUAUUUGCAUCGUGUCGAAUCGUGUAGGAAGAACGAUGACCGCCACGAAACUUGUCGUCGUCGCGUCGCCAGAGAAAAAAGAAGACGACAAGAAAUCUGCUUAGAAGAAGGUGUCGAAAGUCGAAGUAAUCAUGAGCAUCACUGCCAAAUCAAACACCUCAACCUUAUCGUGUUCCUCUCCGGGUAGCCAAUUUUAGUGCAUGUUGUAUCUAAAUAUCAUAUUAUUUACAUAAAAUAAAGCUGAUGUAUGGCCGUCAUUUAAUAAAAUUUUUUGAAAAGUA
Molecule: messenger RNA, 2159 nt
Organism: Folsomia candida
Lineage: Eukaryota; Metazoa; Arthropoda; Collembola; Entomobryomorpha; Isotomidae
Product: formin-2
Exons: 4
Coding region: 192-1982 (596 amino acids)
Source: RefSeq, a predicted model, not a curated record